CAGGAUCACCUAUUAUUAAAUAAUAAGAAUAAAAAUAAACAGAUUUUCAUGAUUGAGAACUUCAAAAAAAUAGAGGAAGUUGAACUCCAUGUCAAAUCUGAAAGCAUACACAUUUCAAAACAACAGAAGGGGAAAAGAACUGUAGCAUAAAUAUAUUUACAGAAGUUAUUUCCUUUACUGCUGGAGAACAUUAUAUAACAAGACUAUUGAGAUUCUACAAAAGGAAGGAAAGCUACACAUAAGGGCAAUCCAUGAUGUCACGAGACACUCCACUCCUGGAUGGUGUGGAUAUUUUUUACAUUGCUGCAGAAUGUGUUAUUGCAGUUCUGUCAAUAUUGGGGAACAGUCUGGUUGUUGUAGCAGUGAAAAUCGAUAAAUCCCUCAGAAACACAACUUUCUUCUUCAUUGUUUCACUUGCAGUGGCUGAUAUAAGUCUUGGAGUUAUACUGAUCCCUUUAGCUCUUAUCAUGAAUGCUGGAAUACAGAUUAAGUUUUACGGAUGCCUUCUCAUGGCCUGUGUUAUACUUGCAAUCAUCCAGGGUUCUGUACUGUUUAUGCUCAUGAUUGCAAUAGACAGGUUCUUAAAAGUAAAGAUCCCCACAAGGUACCGGAUGACAGUUACUCCUUACGUGGGCUGUGUCACUACUGGAAUUUGUUGGCUGGCUGCUGCUCUGAUAGGAAUCGUUCCGAUGUUUGGAUGGAAUAACAGAGAAAAAAUACUGGAAGAUGGAAAUUGUACAAAUUGUUACAUAACAUGUACAUUUACAAAUGUUAUAAGCUUCAGCUACAUGAUGCUAUAUAACUUCCUGGGAUGUUUUUUUCCUUUAACUCUCAUGAUCAUCUUAUAUGCAGUUGUAUUCAACACCAUUCGAAAGCAGUUCCACCCUCGAUCAAAACAAGGACAAGAGCCACUAGAAUAUUAUAAGAAAGAAAUGAAACUUGCAAAAUCCCUGUUAUUAGUUUUGCUUUUAUUUACUUUAACCUUUCUGCCUCUGCAUGUUAUGAACAUUUUAAACUAUUUUUGUCUUGAAUGUAAUAUACCCAAAGCUGGCAUUUAUAUAAUUAUAAUUUUAUCUCAUUCAAACUCAGCACUGAAUCCAAUGGUUUAUGCCUUCAGAAUAAAAAAGUUCAGGCAAGUAUUUAUUACUGUUGGGAGCUUGCACAUCCCAAAAAGGAAUGAAGCAGGCAAGAGAGUUUAUCCUCAGGUCAGUACAGAUGACCAGAUAGAGAGUAACAGAACAUGUGACUCAAGAUGACCUUUUACAGAACUCAUAAAAAGUGCAAUCUGAUUAACAUAUGGACAGCAGUACAGUAAAACUAUAAUUUUACAUUUUUAACAUUGUAUACUUUAUUUUUUACAAAAAGCAAUUAAAAUGUGUUCUUCAGCUAAACAUUUAUGUCACACCACACAUAUCACAGGUACUGUGUAUUUAUCUGUUUAUACUAAUCCUUACUUUUAUAUAAUUUAUUGUUCAACAAGUAAACCAUGACCAUUCCGCUGAACAUGAGUCUGCAAAUACUGAACCUACAAUCUUCCUGGAAAAUAAUGAAUGCUUAACUUUUUUCAUGCCUGAGUCAUUUGAUGUUUAUCAGUUUUGUGUUUCACACUUUCAAAUGUUUUAUCAAUUUUUACACAGUGGAUGCUACAGUAACCAAAAAUGUAAAACAUGGGUAAAUAAUCUGCUAUUUCUGCAGUAUAAAAGUGAUGUGUAGUAAAAAGCAACCUUCUAUGACCCUGUUCUUGAACACCUUUUAGUAGCUGCAGUAACAGAGAAACCUUGGAAAAUCACUGAAUAACUUGAUAAUGAGGUAUUCCACAAAUACUAGUUCUGAUUAAUUCUUUGCAUUGAGGGUCAUAAUCUCAAUGUUUAAUCAUCUUCUUUCGGCUGUUCCCAUUAGCGGUCGCCACAACAGAUCACCUGUUUCCAUUUCUU
Molecule: messenger RNA, 1934 nt
Organism: Protopterus annectens (West African lungfish)
Lineage: Eukaryota; Metazoa; Chordata; Ceratodontiformes; Protopteridae
Product: adenosine receptor A1-like
Exons: 2
Coding region: 252-1256 (334 amino acids)
Biological process (GO): G protein-coupled adenosine receptor signaling pathway
Cellular component (GO): dendrite; synapse; membrane
Molecular function (GO): G protein-coupled adenosine receptor activity
Source: RefSeq, a predicted model, not a curated record